Molecule: messenger RNA, 1436 nt
Organism: Acipenser ruthenus (sterlet)
Lineage: Eukaryota; Metazoa; Chordata; Actinopteri; Acipenseriformes; Acipenseridae
Product: legumain-like
Exons: 6
Coding region: 313-741 (142 amino acids)
Source: RefSeq, a predicted model, not a curated record
UUUCGUUUUCCUGCAUCAGAAAGUGUAGGCAGUAAGUCGUGGCUUUCGUCAGGCAUUACACAAACUAGCAGAAAACGCACUAUCCUGGAAGGGGUUUUUGUUUGUUUGUUUUUCUGGUUGACGGGUGUUCUACUUCCACGCUUGUGCCAAAGAGGUAUAGAAGGUGUCCGCCGAGCAGGUGACUGUGCGCAAGGUUUAGCACCGUUCUUCGGAAAGGCUUCUGCAUCGUCUUCCUCUGUCAUUUUCUGUAGGAAACGUGUAGCCGAAAUAGCUUUCCCAGCUGUCCGUGCUGCAGCCAUCUCUGUGGCUGAUAUGGGGGACCAAGAAGUUGUGGUGAGCUCAGAUGUGCCAAUAAUGAUUCUCCAAAAGAAGAUAAAAUCUGCAAAAACUCUAGUGGAAGCCGAAAAACUAAAAGAUGACCUGAAUGAGCUGAUGCGGAUUAGAGAGGUAAUUCAGAGAUCUGUGAUGGAGAUUAUUAAGAAGUCCACCAACUCUGAAGAACAAACCUUGAGAGUCCAAACAGGCUGUGCUGAAGUAACCAACCAUAAGAUGUAUCGGGAAGUCAUAGAGUAUUACAAAGUGAAAUGUUUUAACUGGCAUGACUCCAAGUAUGAAUAUGCUGUUCAUCAGCUGCAUCUGUUUGCGAACCUGUGUGAGGAAAAAGUCCCAGUGGAGCGCAUCAAGACAGCAAUUGAUGACGUAAGUGAAAAUCUGAAGAAAAAAGAUGCUGCUGGAUGUUAAAUGUGGAAUGUAUAGCCUCUUAAAUGAAUGUAAAAAUACAAAUAAAGGUAAUGUUCCUUUGGUUAUAAGAACAUCUAAAUAUAGAAAUGAUCUUUGUACAGAGUGAAAUGGAACAUUGUUUGUCCCUACAAUGGAUGCAUUGCACCUUGUUGUUGUUAAACUUGCUGGCAUGCAGUCCACUUGAUUGCCAAUGCAUGUACAUGUUUUGCUGUAAUGAGAUGGAUUAGAAUCCUACAUAACAGAAUGCCAUAGUAAAUUCAACCAUUGGCUACUCUCAAUAUUUACAGUUUCCAUUGAUUGAAAUAGCUGCCUUGUCUACCACAUUUGAUUGAUAGAUGACUUUACCAAUGAAAUCCACAAACAAUGUGAGAUGCAUAGCCGAAGUAUGAACCACUUUAGACGUUUAGCAAAAAUAUGACAUGUUAAAAAAAGAGCAUAGAUGGGCUGAAUUCUCAUUUGUUAAUUUUCUUAUGUUCUAUUCCAAUGAUCUAACUGCUGUGAUCAUAAAUAUCCCCACCCUGAUGCUGAACAAAUGUAUGUUAAAUCGAAGAAAAGAUCUUACAAUGGAUUUGAAAACAAUAUAGUUUAGCAGUUUUUGAAAUGUGUACUGUGUAUGAGUUAUUAUCUAUCUUAAGAUGUUUGUGUAACAGAAAAUCAUUAUUAAAAGUGUGGACAAAACCCAAACCUGUGUUAAA